This is a messenger RNA of Thamnophis sirtalis, 5661 nucleotides long. Lineage: Eukaryota; Metazoa; Chordata; Lepidosauria; Squamata; Natricidae. The record is from RefSeq and is a predicted model, not a curated record.
GCUCUUGGCGGUGGGCUCUUCACAGCAGGAGAUGGAGAAGUUGUGGCCCUCGGAGGGGUGUGGCUGCCAAGGUGAGGGGGGCAGCAGAAGGAAGCGGGAUGUGAAUACCGGCCCCCAGUUCCAGAUGCCCACCUACCAAGUAUCAGUGCCGGAGAACAGACCAGCAGGCACACCUGUGAUCUUGCUGAGGGCCGUGGACCCUGAUGAGGGGGAUGCGGGCCGAUUGGACUACUCCAUGGAUGCUCUCUUCGACAGCCGUUCCAACAGCUUCUUUGCCAUUGAUCCCCAGACAGGAGCCGUGACUACAGCUGAAGAGCUGGAUCGAGAAACCAAAAGCACCCAUGUGUUCCGGGUGACAGCGACAGACCACGGCAUACCACGUCGCACAGCUCUGGCCACACUCACAAUCACUGUCAGUGACACCAACGACCAUGAUCCUGUGUUUGAGCAGCAGGAGUAUAAGGAGAGCAUGCGGGAGAACCUUGAGGUUGGCUAUGAAGUGUUGACAGUGAGAGCAACCGAUGGUGAUGCCAGCCCCAAUGCCAACAUCCUGUACCGCAUCUUGAACGGGAAUGGGGUCAACAGGAUCUUUGAGAUUGACCCCAAGUCUGGAGUCAUCCGUACCAAUGGCCUUGUGGACAGAGAAGCUGUGGAAUCCUACCAGCUGAUAGUGGAGGCCAAUGACCAGGGCCGAGACCCGGGAGCGCGCAGCAGCACGGCCACAAUUCAUAUUACAGUGGAGGAUGACAAUGACAACUCACCGCAGUUCAGUGAGAAGCGUUAUGUUGUACAGGUACCGGAGAAUGUGGCCUCAAAUACCCACAUCCUGCAGGUAAAUGCCACAGACAGGGACAAAGGCAGCAAUGCUAUGGUGCAUUAUAGCAUAAUGAGUGGCAACACACGGGGACAAUUUUACAUAGAUGCCCAAAUAGGUAAUAUUGAUGUAGUCAGCCAGCUUGAUUAUGAGAUGAAUAAGGAAUACACUCUUCGCAUUAGGGCCCAAGAUGGAGGAAGGCCUCCUCUUUCCAACAUCAGUGGGCUGGUGACCAUCCAGGUACUGGAUGUGAAUGACAAUGCUCCUAUCUUUGUUAGCACCCCUUUCCAGUCCACAGUGUUGGAAAAUGUACCUGUGGGCUAUUCUGUUAUUCACAUCCAAGCCAUUGAUGCAGAUUCUGGGGAGAAUGCCCGACUUGAAUAUGCUCUGGUUGACAUGAGUCCCAAUUUCCCUUUUACUAUCAAUAACAACACAGGCUGGAUUGUAGUGGCUUCUGGUUUGGAUCGUGAAGCUGUGGACUUUUAUAAAUUUGGGGUUGAGGCCAGAGAUCAUGGUAGCCCUCCAAUGACUUCUUCAGCAAGUGUUAGUAUUACUGUUUUGGAUGUCAACGAUAACAAUCCUGAAUUCACGCAAAGGGAAUAUACCAUGCGUCUCAAUGAAGAUGCAGCGGUGGGCACCAGUGUUCUUAUUGUCUCAGCCAUUGAUCGGGACGUCAACAGCGUCAUCACCUAUCAGAUCACGAAUGGGAAUACUCGCAAUCGCUUCUCCAUCACCAGCCAGAGUGGUGGUGGUCUCAUCACUCUGGCCCUACCCUUGGAUUAUAAAUUAGAACGGCAGUACCUUCUUACAAUCACAGCUUCUGAUGGCACUCGGUUUGACACAGCUCAGGUCUUUGUUAAUGUAACUGAUGCUAAUACACAUCGGCCAGUGUUCCAGAGCUCCCAUUACACUGUUAACAUCAAUGAGGACAGUCCAGUGGGUACAACCGUAGUUAUUAUCAGUGCUACGGAUGAAGAUACAGGGGAGAAUGCUCGCAUCACUUACUUCAUGGAAGAUAGUAUUCCUCAGUUUAAAAUUGAUAUAGAUACUGGUGCUGUGACAACUCAGAUGGAAUUGGAUUACGAAGACCAAGUAUCCUAUACUUUGGCAAUUACAGCUCGUGACAAUGGCAUCCCACAGAAAUCAGAUACCACCUAUCUAGAAAUACUAGUUAAUGAUGUCAAUGACAAUGCCCCUCAGUUUUUAAGGGAUAAUUACCAAGGAUCUGUCUAUGAGGAUGUACCUGGUUUCACAAGUGUCCUACAGGUUUCUGCUACAGAUAGAGACUCUGGGAUGAAUGGGAGAGUGUUCUAUACCUUUCAGGGUGGAGAUGAUGGUGAUGGAGACUUCAUAAUUGAAACCACCUCUGGUAUUGUUAGGACGUUGCGUAGACUGGACAGGGAAAAUGUUCCACUCUACGAGCUUAGAGCAUAUGCAGUUGAUAAAGGAGUACCAGCCAUGAGGACUCCAAUUGAUGUCCAUGUCACUAUUCUUGAUGUCAAUGACAACCCCCCUGUCUUUGAGCAUGAUGAGUUUGACAUCUUUGUGGAAGAAAAUAGUCCAAUAGGUUUAGUGGUGUCCCGAAUCACUGCCAGUGAUCCAGAUGAGGGUACCAAUGCUCAAAUUAUGUAUCAGAUAGUGGAAGGUAAUAUUCCAGAGGUCUUCCAACUUGAUAUCUUCUCAGGAGAGUUGACAGCACUGAUGGAUUUGGAUUAUGAGACCAAGUCUGAGUAUGUCAUAGUAGUCCAAGCUACUUCAGCUCCACUGGUAAGCCGGGCUACUGUGCAUGUUCGCUUACUGGAUAAGAAUGACAAUGUUCCAGUCUUGAAGAACUUUGAGAUCAUAUUCAAUAACUACAUCACCAACAAGUCCAGCAGUUUCCCCACUGGAGUGAUUGGCAAGAUCCCAGCCUAUGAUCCUGAUGUUUCUGAUAGUCUUACAUACAGUUUUGAGCAAGGCAAUGAAUUGAAACUUGUUCUCUUGAACCACAGUACUGGAGAACUACGUUUGAGCAGAGCCCUGGAUAACAAUAGACCUUUGGAGGCAACCAUGAGAAUUUCUGUAACAGAUGGGAUCCACAGCGUUGCUGCCCAGUGCAUGCUUCAGGUGACCAUUAUCACAGAUGAGAUGCUGACCAACAGUAUCACUUUGCGACUGGAGAACAUGUCCCAAGAACGCUUCCUUUCACCACUGCUGGCUCUCUUUCUUGAAGGAGUAGCAACUGUAUUAUCCGCUCCCCGUGAUCAUGUUGUUCUUUUCAACAUCCAGAAUGACACGGAUGUUCAGGCUGCCCAAAUCCUGAAUGUUAGUCUGUCAGUACAAUUGCCUGAUAGAAUCCACGGCAGCCAUUACAUUCCUUCAGAAGAUCUCCAAGAACGACUGUACCUCAACCGGACACUCUUGACUGCUAUUACGGAGCAGAAGGUCUUGCCUUUUGAUGAUAACAUUUGUUUGCGGGAACCCUGUGAGAAUUAUAUGCGCUGUGUCUCGGUGUUGAAGUUUGACAGCUCAGCACCCUUCAUUUCCUCCAACACUAUACUUUUCCGUCCUAUCCACCCUGUCAACGGUCUGCGUUGCCGUUGCCCACUGGGUUUUACUGGUGAUUAUUGUGAAACUGAGAUUGAUCUUUGCUAUUCCAAUCCCUGUGGAAAUAAUGGCCAUUGCCAAAGCCGGGAAGGAGGAUAUACUUGUGAGUGCCAAGAGGGCUACACUGGAGAGAACUGUGAAGUGAAUUCCCGGUUGGGCCGCUGUACCCCUGGUGUCUGCAAGAAUGGUGGCACCUGUGUCAACCUGCUGGUGGGUGGUUUCAAGUGUGACUGCCUGUCUGGAGACUAUGAGAAGCCGUACUGUCAGAUGAGUACCCGUAGUUUCCCGGGCCACUCCUUCCUUACUUUUAAGGGGCUGCGCCAACGCUUCCAUUUCACCAUUGUUCUCACGUUUGCCACUAAGGAACGGGAUGGUCUUCUCCUCUACAAUGGGCGUUUCAAUGAACGGCAUGAUUUUGUUGCAUUGGAAAUAGUUCAAGAGCAAGUUCAGCUUACUUUCUCAGCAGGAGAAACCACAAGCACUGUUGCCCCAUUCAUCCCAGGAGGUGUGAGCGAUGGACAGUGGCACACUGUCCACUUGCACUAUUAUAACAAGCCUGUCGUGGGGACGUCUGGAAUUCCACAGGGGCCUUCAGAUGAGAAAGUAGCUGUGGUGACAGUAGAUGACUGUGACACUUCAGUGGCCUUGAAAUUUGGCUCUAUUCUAGGAAACUAUUCCUGUUCAGCUCAAGGGACACAAUCAGGCACAAAGAAAUCCUUGGAUUUGACAGGUCCCUUGUUACUGGGUGGCAUUCCUGACCUUCCUGAGAGUUUCCCAGUACGGAACCGGCAUUUUAUAGGUUGCAUGAGAGACUUCCUGAUUGAUAAUCAAGAUGUAGACCUGGCUGACUUCAUUGCAAAUAAUGGAACUUUGCCUGGCUGCUGUGCCAAGAAGAAUUUUUGUGAUACCAACACAUGCCAUAAUGGUGGAACUUGUGUCAACCAGUGGAAUACUUUCACCUGUGAAUGUCCCCUGGGGUUUGGAGGCAAGGACUGCAAACAAGAAAUGGCAAGUCCUCAGCGUUUCUUGGGCCACAGUAUGGUGAUUUGGAGUAAUUUGGCAUUGAUCAUCACGCUUCCUUGGCACAUUGGACUUAUGUUUCGUACCAGGCAGAGCAACGGUGUCCUCCUCCGUGCUGCAGCGGGGCAGCAUUCUACCAUAACACUUUGGUUAAAUGAAGGUACAGUGCUGAUGACCGUGUACCGAGCCAACAUCCAAAUUUCAGCAUUGAGGCUACACCAGGUGAAAGUGAAUGAUGGUGACUGGCAUCACCUACAAUUGGAGCUGCAUAGCAGCUGGGACAAUCCAGAAGCCCAGUGGUUAGCCAUAAUGGCUUUUGAUUAUGGUUUGCACCAGGUGAUGGCCAAUAUUAGUAGUGAACUUCGUGGACUAAAAAUGUGGAAUUUGAGUAUCGGUGCUAUACUGGGGGAGAAAGGAAACCUGCAGCAUGGAUUCCGUGGUUGCAUGCAGGGUGUAAGGAUGGGGGAGACGUCAGGCAGUGCUAUCACCUUGAAUGUAAACCAGGCUGAGAAAGUGAAUGUGGAGCAUGGCUGCAGUAUCCCAGACCCUUGUGACUCCAAUCCUUGUCCUCUCAAUAGCUACUGCAAUGAUGAUUGGGAUAGUUAUUCCUGCAGUUGUGAUCCAGGUUACUAUGGAGACAGCUGUGCCAAUGUCUGUUCCUUUAACCCCUGUGAGCAUCAAGCCAUUUGUGUCCGCAAACCCAGCUCAUCCCAUGGCUACACCUGUGAGUGUCCUGACAGCUACUUUGGGCCAUACUGCGAGAACAAGUUAGCCCAGCCCUGUCCACGGGGAUGGUGGGGGCAUCCUAUAUGUGGCCCCUGCAACUGUGAUGUUGAUAAAGGAUUUGACCCCGACUGCAACAAAACUAAUGGAGAGUGCCACUGCAAGGACAAUCACUACCGUCCAGCAGAUAGCGCUACAUGUUUCCUCUGUGACUGCUACCAUACCGGCUCAUUAUCUCGCACCUGUGAAGCUGAGACUGGGCAGUGCUCCUGCAAGCCAGGUGUCAUUGGACGCCGCUGUGACCGCUGUGACAAUCCUUUUGCAGAAGUUACCAUCAGCGGCUGUGAAGUGAAUUACGAUAGUUGCCCACGUGCCAUUGGAGCUGAUAUUUGGUGGCCCCGCACCCGCUUUGGUUUACCUGCAGCUGCACCUUGUCCUCGGGGAUCUGUAGGGACUGCUGUGCGGCACUGUGAUGAACACAAGGGCUGGCUGGCACCCAAUCUUUUCAACUGUACCUC